AUGUCUGACGGAACCGGAGUUACCAACCCUCACACCGAGGAAACCUUUGCUGAGAGCAAGGGCAAGGGCAAGGCCGCUCAGGACGAUGUUCACCAGGACACCGCCAUGGAUCAGGAUGAUGAGGACGACGAUGACGAUGAGGACGACGAUGAGGAGGAGGUUGCCGAACCAGAUGAGGACGGUCUCGAGGAGAUUGACCUGAACAACAUUGUCGAGGGAGGACGCCGCACCCGUGGCGCCAAGAUUGACUACGCCAGAGCUGCCGAGCAGACGCCCAUGGAGGACGACGAUGAGGAUGAGGACGACGACGACUUCCAGCCCGCCCAUGAGGACACCGAGAUGGACGGCUAA
Trichoderma reesei QM6a is the source of this 351-nucleotide messenger RNA. RefSeq lists its product as uncharacterized. NCBI's taxonomy places the organism in Eukaryota, Fungi, Ascomycota, Sordariomycetes, Hypocreales, Hypocreaceae. The transcript has 3 exons. The record is from RefSeq and is a predicted model, not a curated record. The coding region runs from base 1 to 351 and encodes 116 amino acids.